Molecule: messenger RNA, 2357 nt
Organism: Electrophorus electricus (electric eel)
Lineage: Eukaryota; Metazoa; Chordata; Actinopteri; Gymnotiformes; Gymnotidae
Gene: pim2
Product: Pim-2 proto-oncogene, serine/threonine kinase
Biological process (GO): protein autophosphorylation; negative regulation of apoptotic process
Cellular component (GO): cytoplasm
Molecular function (GO): protein serine/threonine kinase activity; ATP binding
Source: RefSeq, a predicted model, not a curated record
UCAGGGCGUAGAGGCGCAACCGUGGAUCUUCACGUCGUUUAUCAUUACCCAAGUCGUGGAAACAUGGAUAUUCUGUGCUGAGGGCAUUAGCAGAGCUGUUGCUUUGCCGCCUAACUUGUUCGAGGGUUGUUGUGGAUAUUCCGAAAUUGAUUUGUGAAAAUGUUGGACAAACGUACUGUUGACUUGCGCCGGGACCAAACGGGCGAUGCGAGGGGAAAGAUUGCGAAGGAGCCAUUUGACAAACAAUACAAAGUUGGAGCGCUCAUCGGAAGCGGAGGAUUUGGUUCCGUGUUCUCUGGACAGCGCAUCUCAGAUGGGUUACAGGUUGCAAUCAAACAAAUAUCCAGUGACAGAGUACAACAGUGGGCAAGACUGCCUGACGAAUCAAGCCUAGUUCCCAUGGAGAUCGCCCUCCUGCUUCAGCUGGGAGGCGGGGCAGCGGUGGGCCCCUAUCACCGUGGCAUCAUCCGGAUGCUGGAUUGGUUUGAGGUGCCAAGUCAGGGGUUCCUCAUCGUGUUCGAGAGACCACAGCCAUGUCAAGACCUCUUCGACUUCAUCACUGAGCGCGGUUCUGUGGAAGAGCCCAUCGCUCAGCGGUUUUUGAAACAGGUAGUCGAAGCCCUUAAGUUUUGUCAUUCAAGAGGGAUUGUGCAUCGGGACAUCAAAGAUGAGAACAUCCUUGUGGACACACGGACUGGUGACAUCAAAAUCAUCGACUUUGGAUCUGGAGCUCUGAUUAAAGACUCUGCCUACACUGAUUUUGAAGGGACCAGAGUUUACAGUCCGCCAGAGUGGAUCCUGCAUCAGCGAUAUGAGGCCCUCCCUCUCACAGUCUGGUCUCUGGGGGUCCUGCUGUUUGACAUGGUCUGCGGGGACAUUCCGUUUGAGAGGGACAGGGACAUCAUCCAGGCCACUCCCAGCUUCACUAGGCGCAUAUCCAAAGAAUGCCAGUCUCUGAUUCACUGGUGCCUAGCCUACCGAGCAGAAGAUCGCCCUACCUUGGAGCAGAUAUUGGAGCAUCCCUGGAUGGUGGAGAGUUUGGAGGACUUUGGGGAUUUGCAAGAGGAGAGUAAUAUUGCUCCGAGCCUUUAAAUUGUUCCAGACUGAAGGCGACUUUAGAAACGGCUCUUACCCUGUUCACACACUGGACUUCUGUCAAACUGGUUCCCAUCACCUCCUUAUUUAUCAUUCCCAUUUUCACUUUACUUUUUUUUUUUUUUUUUUGGUGUAGUGUUGUCUCCCUGCCAUGUGGCCUACGCCUGAUCUUCAACUCUUCAUGUGGGGUCCCUGUCUACAAUCUAAACAACUGCACACGGAACUGGAGUUGGAGUUCUUUUCAUAUCCUAUUUAUUACUGGUUAUUUAUUGGCACGGAUACAUAAGACCUAUUUAUCAUCAAGGACUGAUGAAAUUUCCGAAGUUAUCCAAGCAGCUGUGUUCUGCUGUUGUAAGCUCUAACAGACUUAGGGGUGUUGUGUCAUUGACUAAAACGUCACUUAAUGAGACCUUGUCAGUGCCUGGUUUUACAGGUCCUUUGUAUAAGUUUAUUCUUCCCUCGUUCUAAGAGGUGAAUGCAGUCUUUGGAUCCAAUAUCGAGUUGUCUCCUGCUGGGAAUUCUAACAUGAUGGAAAUUCCCAGCAAUGUGAAUCUGUUUUGCACCUGCGAGAGUGAUCAUUGGAAGGUUGUAAAUGGAGAAAAGACAUUCCCAUGAAUCUUGCUUGGUUUAAAUGACACAGUUCACUAAAUGGCCCUAUGGGAGAUAUUAACAAGGUGCCUUUUGAUUUCUGCCUCUGUGCUCUAUCAAAGUGUGCUAAAGUCUUAGAAAUAACUUCAAGAAUGUAAGCAAGCAAAUUUGUGGAUGGGACUGUUUACAUUGUGUGCGCGUUCAUUUAUGCGCGUUCGUGUGUGUAGUGUGUAUGCUGAAUGGUGCCCUUGCUCAACCCAGAGGAUCAAAUGUGGGUUUUUGGUUUCCCCUUCAGUCUCUAUGAGUCAUGUCUGAGGCUGAUGUUCCAAAAUGGUCCAUCCCUUUGGAUUCUUAACCUGCACUGGCAUAAAAACAUAGGAUUCGUUUUUUGUAAGAAAUUAGAAGCCUGAUUCUUGUUCUUUUAUGUUUUGUAAUUGUUAAAUGUGGACCUUUUGCUAGUGCAACAAUGGAUAUUUAGUUUGGGACUAUUAUGUUUUGACAGGUGUUUUUUAUUUUGUUUUUUUCCGACCUGUUUUAUCAAAUUUUGAAAUCCUUGCUAAUUUGCUUGGGUUUGCACAACAAUUUUGCUGUAAAUACUUGUGUAUUGUAUUUUGUAAUGUGGCACCAGUCACAUGACCUUAUUUAAAAUUAAAUAACAAAUUUUACAUCUAAAA